Fraxinus pennsylvanica is the source of this 813-nucleotide messenger RNA. The record is from the annotation of a GenBank genome assembly. Lineage: Eukaryota; Viridiplantae; Streptophyta; Magnoliopsida; Lamiales; Oleaceae.
AUGGCCGGACAAAUGGAAGGCUUGCGUUGUAUUUGGUGUGGAUUUGGUGUUGUUUACAAGGGAAAACUUCCAAGCGGGCAAGAAAUAGCUGUGAAAAGAUUGUCCAUGAAUUCAGGGCAAGAAAGAAGCGAGAGGCUUCUUGUUUAUGAAUUUGUUGAGAAUGGGAGCCUCGACCGUUUCAUUUUUGAUCCGAUCAAGCGCCAAUAUUUGGAUUGGGACACACGUUACAAAAUCAUAGGGGGUGUUGCUAAGGGGGAUGAAACUCAAGGCAAUACCAGCAGGAUUGUAGGAACCUAUGGAUAUAUGGCACCGGAGUAUGCAAUGCAUGGACACUUCUCUGGUAAAUCUGAUGUCUUCAGCUUUGGUGUCCUAGUUCUUGAAAUCAUAAGUGGUCAAAAAACCAGCAGUUUCCAAUAUGGGGAGAAUGUGGAGGACCUCCUUAGUUGUGCUUGGAAAAAUUGGCACGAAGGAACAUCUGGACAUAUAAUAGAUCCAUCAUUGAGAACGUCAGCUCGAUCCUUGCGGGACAUUAUGCGAUGCAUUCAUAUCGGUUUAUUAUGUGUUCAAGAAGAUGCAGCUGAUAGGCCUACAAUGGCAACAAUAGUUCUUAUGCUCACGAGCUUCUCUAUAACCUUGCCAAUACCUUCACGGCCGGCAUUUUUUGUGUCUAGUAGAUUUGGUCCGGAAAUUUCACUUCUUCAGGAACAAAAUUCAAGAGCAACAGAUGCCACAGAAUCAUCAAAGAAUAGAUCGGGUAAUUCUACUGAUGCAUCUAUAAAUGAUGUCUCAAUGAGUGAUUUAUAUCCUCGGUAA